Molecule: messenger RNA, 1074 nt
Organism: Phragmites australis (common reed)
Lineage: Eukaryota; Viridiplantae; Streptophyta; Magnoliopsida; Poales; Poaceae
Product: probable glutathione S-transferase GSTU6
Exons: 2
Coding region: 106-813 (235 amino acids)
Biological process (GO): glutathione metabolic process
Cellular component (GO): cytoplasm
Molecular function (GO): glutathione transferase activity
Source: RefSeq, a predicted model, not a curated record
CCACGGCUCCUCCAUCACCGAUAAAGAAUCCAACACAGGACAAGCUCCAGAGCUAGAACCAUCGCACGCAGACACACGCACGCACAGACAUCCACAGCAUAGGAAAUGGCCGGAGGAAACGGCGAGCUGAAGCUGGUCGGGCAGUGGGCGAGCCCGUUUGUCACGAGAGUGAGACUUGCGCUCGACCUCAAGGGCCUGAGCUACGAGUACGUCGAGGAGGAUCUCAAGAACAAGAGCGACCUCCUCCUCAGCUCCAACCCGGUGCACAAGGCGGUGCCGGUGCUGAUCCACCAUGGGAAACCCGUCUGCGAAUCGUGGGUCAUCUUGCAGUACAUCGAUGAGGCCUUCGCCGGCACCGGUCCUUCCCUCCUCCCGGCCGACCCCUACGAAGGCGCCAUUGCUCGCUUCUGGAUCGCCUACAUCGACAACCAGCUAGCGGCCCCGUGGGAUCGGGUGUUCAGGGCCAAGACGGACGAGGAGAGAGCUGAGGCAAUGAGGCAGACGUUCGCGGCGGCAGACGCCCUGGAGGGAGGCUUGAAGGAGUGCUCCAAGGGGAAGGACUUCUUCGGUGGCGACAGCGUUGGGUGCGUCGACAUCGUUCUGGGGAGCUUGGUCUCGUGGGUGAAGGCCACCAGCGUGCUCGCCGGUGCGGAGCUCUUCGACGCCGCCAAGAUGCCGCUCCUGGCCGCGUGGAUGGAGCGGUUCGGCGAGCUCGACGCGGCCAAGGCGGUCCUGCAGGACGUCGACAGGGCGGUCGAGUACGCCAGGAUGCUGCAGGCAAAGAAUGCCGCCCGGGCUUCAACAACUAACUGAUCAAACCGGCAUGGAGACGACGACGUGACUCGUUGGGUCGGUGAAAAGUACUCGUAUGGAUUUUCAGUUGCGGAUUGCAAAUAAUACAGUGUCGCUGGUGGCCGGCCGUAUCCGUCAGUUGAUCGAUGUGAUAAAAGUAGGGAAUAAGCUAAGGAGAUGUAUGUGCUUGUAUUGUAUAUUGUUCUCGUUGGAGUGUCAGUUGCAUGUUUUGUGUACCCAUUUCUUUCAGUCAAGGUUAUUUUUUCAGAGAAUAAAGGGAUA